AGCGGGCUCCUCCUCCAGUAUCCCAUUAUACCUUGUGAUCGUCGGGUGCGUCGGAAUUGAAUUCUUCGGUGUUCGGUGGACGGUAAAAUGGCGGAGAGUGAUUAUGAGUCGGUGCUGUGUGUGAAGCCGGAGGUUCAUGUGUACAGAAUACCACCGAGAGCCACGAACCGAGGCUACAGAGCUGCAGAUUGGAAGUUGGAUCAACCUGACUGGACUGGACGACUCCGGAUAACAGCAAAAGGAAAUACUGCUUACAUUAAGUUAGAAGACAAAAAUUCAGGAGAGCUAUUUGCUCAAUCUCCAGUAGAUCAGUUUCCUGGCAUUGCAGUGGAGAGUGUUAUUGACUCCAGCAGAUACUUCGUAAUUCGCAUCGAGGAUGGAAAUGGGCGACGUGCAUUCAUUGGCAUUGGAUUCGUAGAUCGUGGUGAUGCUUUUGAUUUUAAUGUCAGUCUCCAGGAUCACUUCAAAUGGGUUAAGCAGCAGAAUGAACUUGCCAAACAAGCUCAGAACCCAGACUCUGGACCCAAAUUGGACUUGGGAUUUAAGGAUGGACAGACCAUCAAGCUAAAUAUUGGGAAUGUACGGAAGAAGGAAAACUCAUCGACGAAGCCUCGUUUACCGAGUAGUGGAAUAGGUCUACUUCCACCUCCUCCAGGUGCUAAAACACCAACACUGCUCCCACCACCAGGAUCUCAUAGUGUACAGGAUCCAGUGAUGCCACAGCCUGUGAAGCCAGCUACUCCAGAAUUACUGGGAGACUUUUUUGCUCCAACUCUACCUCCUGCUCAGGCUUCCCAUGCUGCUUCCACUGAUCUCUGGGGAGAUUUUGCGACAGCCCCCAGCACUGCUACAAGCCAAGUGACCCAAAGUGCAAAUUGGGUACAGUUUUGAUAUGGGACAUCUUUGUUUUCUUCUUUGAAACUAAGAACUUGAGAGACCAUGAUUGACAUGCUUUCUGGUAAGAUUUUUGGAAGCGGAAGCUGCUGGGAGUCCAUGGUGUCAGAGCCAGCUGGAUUCUGGACUCUCAUGCUACAGUCUUGGAUCAUUACAUUUCCAUUUACGGUGCAUUUGUACCAGGACGUCUACCCCACCCCUGUAACUGUGGUGUCUCCGAGAGCCCGGACAUCCAUCACCAUCUAUGACUUUGCUUCAUGGUGAUUGGGUUCUGUUUCAUAAAGGUCACUGGGACACAAAUGCGUAUUAAAAUGGAUUAAUCAUGUUUUUGAAUUUUUUGUUUAAGUGUGUGUAAUAAUGGUCUUAACUUGUAAGUGUUCUUUAAGCCCAUCAAACUUUCACACACUGUAUACAGUAGCUUUUCAUUCCAUAUUUGAUCUACCAUUAUAAUAGUUUAUGUUGGGAAUAUGUGGGUAGACUACUAUUUAUACAAAUAAUUUCAACAAAAAUAACUACGCACUAUGGUUCACUGGAAUCCCGUAAAAUUGCAUGCUGCACCAGGAGGUGGGCAUUUGUCCUCCUUUCCUUCAAGGGAUAAUUUAAUGAUUGGGAACAGAUAGAUACGGGUCAUGAUGGAUAGAGAGCUGAACCUUAAAGUACAUUUUCUUUCCAAAAUGUUUGCUUUGGCCAGUGACCUUAAUCUCUGGGCUGACUUGUGAACAAUUUGUCUGUAAAUAAGAGUUUGUCUAUUUCAAUAUUUAUACAGUUU
Mobula hypostoma (lesser devil ray) is the source of this 1663-nucleotide messenger RNA. Its product is annotated as adaptin ear-binding coat-associated protein 2-like. The record is from RefSeq and is a predicted model, not a curated record. Gene Ontology annotation, biological process: endocytosis. The coding region runs from base 88 to 891 and encodes 267 amino acids. Gene Ontology annotation, cellular component: clathrin vesicle coat; membrane. NCBI's taxonomy places the organism in Eukaryota, Metazoa, Chordata, Chondrichthyes, Myliobatiformes, Myliobatidae. The transcript has 8 exons.